Molecule: messenger RNA, 2087 nt
Organism: Vigna radiata var. radiata (mung bean)
Lineage: Eukaryota; Viridiplantae; Streptophyta; Magnoliopsida; Fabales; Fabaceae
Product: sterol 3-beta-glucosyltransferase
Exons: 14
Molecular function (GO): UDP-glycosyltransferase activity
Source: RefSeq, a predicted model, not a curated record
AAGGAACCUAGGAAGAAGUACCAGUUGGAGGAACAGAGGAAAAUGGAGAGAAGGAAGCCCAAAGCAGUGUUCAUGGCCUUCGGUACCAAAGGCGAUGUCUACCCUCUUGCCGCCAUUGCUACAGCUUUUGCGUGUGACCAGAAUCAAUAUGAUGUAAUGUUAAUAACUCAUUCGGCACACGAGAGCUUAAGUAUUCACUUGGCUCAGAAGCAUGUUCAAUUUUGGCCAGUUUCAUCGCUUCCAGUUCUUUCUGCUGAUCAGACUGACUCUGAAGAGUCGUCUUUUUUCUUGCAGAAAAAGAAAGCUACAAGAGAUCAUAGGCAAGAAUGUUAUUCAUUAAUUGAAAGGAUAUUUGGAGAUGGCCCAACCUUGGACGGUGAUCUUAUUAUGAUAAAUUUUUUUGCUUUGGAAGGAUGGAGCCUUGCAGAAAGCUUUUGUGUCCGUUGCAUUGUGGCUGCUCCUUAUGUUGUUCCAUACAGUGCACCUUCAACAUUUGAAAGACAAUUCCAAUUAGAACUUCCUCUUUUGUAUCGAUACCUCAUUGAUGCUCCUUCUGGUAAGGUCUGUUGGAAGGACGUGAUUCAUUGGAUGUGGCCUCUUUUCACAGAAAAUUGGGGAUCAUGGAGAAAUGAUGUCUUGCAUCUUAGUCCAUGUCCUUUUACUGAUCCUGUGACAGGCAUACCUACUUGGCAUGAUAGACCGCAAUCUCCUCUUGUGAUACAUAUGCUUUACUCUUGGAUGCUUUUGGCGAAAUUUGAUUUUCCUAGGAGUGUGAUUUCUCUACUAAACUUGUCUUUAGAUUCUAUGUUUAAUCACCUGAUUAAAUUCAGUGUAUUGACAGCAUAUUGGCCUCCAAAGGUUCUGGUUUGUGGGUUCUGGUUCCUCCCUAUUGAAUGGCAGUUUACGUGUAAGAAAUGCAGAGAUAUUUCCUUACAUGAUUCAUCAGGGCAUCAAUAUGCUAAAGAUGACUUGUGUGCCAGUCAUUUAGAAUUGCAAAACUUUAUAAAGGCUGCACCAAUUUUUAUUGGACUCAGUUCUAUUGGAAGCAUGGGUUUCUUAAAAGACCCAUAUGCAUUUAUAUGCAUUCUUCAGACUGUCCUGAGCACCACAAAUUACAGAUUUAUUCUAUUUACAGCUGGAUAUGAACCCUUAGAAUCAAUUGUUCGUAGAAUUUCUACCGAAGCAUCAUUUGAGCUGAAAAAUUGCAGGGACGACUGUGUUCCUCUUUGUAAUGGGCGACUCUUGUGUUUUUUUGGUUCCGUACCAUACCGUUGGCUUUUCCCAAAGUGUGCUGCUGUAAUUCACCACGGAGGCAGUGGAACUACUGCUGCUGCAUUACGGGCAGGCACACCACAGGUAGUAUGCCCUUUCAUGCUAGAUCAGUUUUAUUGGGCGGAGAGAAUGCAUUGGCUUGGCGUUUCGCCUGAACCACUCAGCAGAAAUCAUUUGCUUCCUGAUAAAAAUGAUGACACAAGUAUCCAUGAAGCUGCACGUCUACUAUCAAUGGCAAUCCAUGAUGCAUUAUCACCAACAGUCAAAGCACGGGCUGCAGAAGUCGCUCAAAGAAUAUUGCUUGAGGACGGCGUAGCAGAGGCAAUUAAGCACAUGAAGGAAGAGCUGGGUUUGAAUUGAGAUAUUGAGUGCGACUGAAAUGUUCCAAGAUUCACCCUCUUCAUGAGUAAUUCAAAUUCAUGGUAUUUUGUCACCAAUUCAUCUUAGGAUUUGUCAGAGCAUUGAAUAUGUUGAACUUUAUGAUGAGAAGCCUACUUAUUGGUAGAUAAUAGUUUAUUAAAUGCACAACUAAGUUAUUUAUCUGAAUGCAUCAUUUCUCUUCCGUGAUAGUUAGUCUAAAGAUGGAAAAGAUAAUGGUUCACCUUUCAUGAUAAGUAGAAUAUUUAAAGAUAAAUAUAUCUUUUAUGAAUAUGGUAUAUGGUAUGAAGUAGAAAGGUAAAUGCAUUUUAUAUAUCAAAAAAAUAAUAUUACUGAAUAAGAAGGGUUAGCAGAAAUGCAUUUUAUACUUUAUGUGCUUUUGGUGUUCUCUGUUGAAAAUGAAACUCCAUUUUCAAUAACCCACGAAAUAAAAUUCC